This is a messenger RNA of Emiliania huxleyi CCMP1516, 2130 nucleotides long. RefSeq lists its product as hypothetical. Gene Ontology annotation, biological process: proton transmembrane transport. Gene Ontology annotation, molecular function: antiporter activity. Gene Ontology annotation, cellular component: membrane. Lineage: Eukaryota; Haptophyta; Isochrysidales; Noelaerhabdaceae. The record is from RefSeq and is a predicted model, not a curated record. The transcript is spliced from 12 exons. Bases 1 to 2130 code for a protein of 709 amino acids.
AUGUCCUGCCCGACCGCGAGGACCGCCGCCGCCUUCGCCUUUGCUUCUGUCGCCGCCUCGACGCUCGCCUCGGUCGGCCGCAGCUCGCCGCUCGGCCUGCCUCUGAUCACCGGCUACCUCGUCGCUGGUGCUGCCGCUGGGCCAUACGUGCUCGGGAUGCUCACGCACGACGAUUGCACCAGCCUCGCCGACCUCAUCAACAAUGACGCGAUGGGCUUCAUCGGGUUCUCGGCCGGCACCAAAUUUCUGCUGAGCGACAUGGAGGGCACGAUCCAGCCGACGCUGGUGCUGCUGACGGCGCUGGUGCUCGUGACGUACGGGCUGGUGGGAAGCUGCUUCUACUUUGCCGCACCCUACCUCCCGCUCACAGCCGGCCAGACGCCGGAUGUUCAGCUUGCGACGUCGAUGGUCGCGCGCUCUCCCUCGUCCGCGAUCGCGCUCAUCACGGAGCUGGGCGCGCGGGGCGCCUUCACCACGAUGACUCUCUCACUCACGGUCCUGACCGACGUCAUCGUCGUCGUCCUCUUCGCCGUCACGAUGCUCCUUGUCGGCGACGGCGGCGGCGGCCAGCCUGGCUGGGUGGUGCUGGCGAGCUUCGCGGCGCAGAUCGCCGUCUCCGUCCUCAUCGGAGUCGUGCUCGGUUACGCGAUGGACUGGACCGUCCGUAUGACGGCCGCGCUGCACGCAAAGUUCCGCCUCCACGGCGGCGGCAGCAUGACCAGCACGGGCGACCGCCGGUCGAUACACGAGAGGGUGGCGUGCCCCGCCGCGGUGGUGCUGUCGAUCCAGGUUGCUAUCGUGCUCGCCGAGUCGAUGCUGAUGCAGCUCACCGGCUUUGGCAUCUUCGAGUCGGAGCAGUGGGAGGAGAAGACGUGGGGCGGUACCUUCCACCAGCCGCUCAUCAUCUCGAUGGUCGCCGGCUUCACCGUCGCCAACUAUACGCCGAGCAGGCUCGCGUCCCGAGAAGCGGAAGACGUGGUCAUCUACAUCGCCUUCUUCACGCUCACCGGCGCGUCGCUGCAGCUCGACGUGCUGCUCGCCGGCGCCUACCUCGUCGACGCGGAGCCGGCGCACCGCGACAAGUACUGGAUGACGCUGCUGACGCAAGCCGGCGUCACGCUCGGCUUGAUUACCCGCGCCGCCGUCCUGGCCGUCGGAGACGCGCACGCCGACUACGCGCCGGCAGACGGCGGCAGGCUGGGCGUCCUCGAGUCGUCGCGGCCAAAGGCUCGGUGCGCGGUGAUCGUGAGCGCGGCGGGCGACUGGGAGGCAAAGGCGCUCACGCUGCGGCUGCAGCGGCGAGGAUGGCGCGUGCUCGAGUGCGGCAUGGAGACGGGGCGCGAGCUGCCGGCACGGCAGCAGCGCCGCGUCCCCGGCCGGGGCAGAAUCGACCGGCGAGAGCGGCGCUUCAAGCAGGCGCUGCGGGCGGGGCAUGUCAUCGGUGCCGAGAAGUUUCGCGCGGACGGCUCGGUGCUCGAGCGAUCGACGCGCAAGCCGUCGGCGUUGGGCAAGCAGCCGAGCGGGGCGGUCCCGCUGCUUGACAAGGGCGCGGGGCCGUCCUUGGGCGAAUGGGAGCUGCAGCUGCUCUGGGCCAUAUCCUCGCUCGAUGCGCUGGACGUGCUCGACGACGACGCCAACUUGAUUGCGAUGCGGCACUUGGGCGGGACGGCCUCCCUCUUGCCGGAGCUCCUCAAGUGGCAGACAGUGACGCCGCAGCUGCUCGUGAACGACAUUGCGCGACAGGAGGAGUACGAGAAGGCGUGUCCGCCGCAGUUCCGGCUGACGCUCGUCUGUCCCACGCUGGCGAGCCGGAGCUUCGCGAUCCCGAACCUGUUUGCCGAAAUGCUGCACCCCGACUGCCACUGGACACUCGAGAUUGACAACGACAAGCCGCUCUCGGGGCACCCGGUCGCGCCGCUCGGGACCAUCUCCGAGGUGGCGAGGGACUCGAAGACGCUGAAGAAGGCGUCCAGCGACUACGGCGGGUUUGGCGGGCGCGAAUCGGCGCCGCCGUUUCAAAACGUGCCCGAGUCGCCACUCGCAUCGCCGGGCGACUUGCGCGACCACCACAUUUUUGCGACCACAUCGCUCGCGGGGACCGGCAUCCCAAAGUCGAACACUGGCCUCUAG